Molecule: messenger RNA, 5112 nt
Organism: Pomacea canaliculata
Lineage: Eukaryota; Metazoa; Mollusca; Gastropoda; Architaenioglossa; Ampullariidae
Product: neuroglobin-like
Exons: 4
Coding region: 763-1365 (200 amino acids)
Molecular function (GO): oxygen binding; heme binding
Source: RefSeq, a predicted model, not a curated record
AGCAACGCACUGCAGGCAAGAGAGACGCAGGCCCCGUGUUCUCCUCCUCAUCCUCCAACGGCUUUUACAGCUUCGUUCAGGAACGAAGCAGCACUCUCUCUCCCAGCUCUCGUGUCACGACGGACACGUCAUUGAAACUUGUGGUGAACUUGCGAAACCGCUUGGCUUGCCGCGCGGCAAUCUCUCAACGAGAUGUGAAGUUUAUUAGUCGUGUUAUUUUUCAUAGACGAGGGCUUUAUUUUUUUUUAAUUUCCAAGUACGCGUGCUUAACAGCCUAUGAAGAAGGCACGCUGCUAAAAUAUUCUGAAGUUUGGUAAUGUAGAAAUACCUCCAGGGUCUGGUUUGGUUUUGUCGUCUAACAUGUCCGCGCGUGGUCAAGACGGUUAGACAAAGCUGUUCGGAAACGUUGGUCCACACUUGAAGGUUUUUCGGUCUGAACUACAAGCAAAGACUUCAGGCUUUGUCUGCACCUGUGCCAGGAAGACAGGAAGUACGAGUACAAUGAACAGGAAAGUUGUCUGGAAUUUCUAAAAGCAAGAGCAGCCCCGCAGCAAAUAGCAAUGUUCACGAUUCUGGUGAAGACCCCCAAAAAGGUGUGUCUAUUAAAAUCGUGUGUCGGUCCGCAGUAGAAAAAUAGUAGAGGAAGACAAGAGUAAAGUUGUUUAACUCACAGCUGUAGGAUCCCAACGCAUCGUCAUCGUCAUCAACAGCAACAGCAACAAGAAAGUAGACAAGUCGUCAUCGAGCCCAAAGUGAGGACCAAUGGGGGUUCAGCACUCCAAAGGACGUAGUCUGGCCUCCAUCGAGAGGAACAGCAGCCGCCGGAAGUACCUUCCGGCCAACGGACCUUCCUGCAACGGUCACGACUCUGCGGCCACUGCCACCAUCGAGGACAAAGCCGCCCAGGAGUUGCCUCCCUUCACAGACCGCCAGAAGGAGCUGGUGGUAGCCACGUGGAAAGUGGUGCAGGAAGAUAUUGCAAAGGUCGGGGUCACCAUGUUCAUGAAGUUGUUUGAGACGCACCCUGAAGUGCAGAGCGUCUUCCUACCCUUCCGGGGCAAGAGUCACGAGGACCUGCAGGACAGUCCGCAGCUCAAGUCGCACGCGCUGCGCGUGAUGGGGACGGUGGAGACGUGCAUGAACCACAUUCACCAGCUGCAGGAGCUGCACCAGACGCUGCACGACCUGGGCGCCCGCCACGUCAUGUACAACGCCAAAGUCGACUACAUUGAUCUGAUCGGCCCGCAGUUCAUCUGGGCUAUCGAGCCCGUUGUUGGAGAUCAGUGGACCCCGGAAGUAGAACAGGCGUGGUCUGACCUCUUCAAGCUCAUUGCUCAUAUCAUGAAAGAUGCCAUGACCUUCUAAAUCCCGAUGGUCACUCUCUGACGUCACGAGUAGGCGCACAUCUCGCGCAAGCCCCAUCACCUCUCCACGUCACGUCACGUCACCUCACCACGUCACGUCACCUCACCGCGUCACCAGACGCUCAACAGUGGAGCCCUUCGAGAUCACACAGGCAGGCAUUGCCACGACCGCGACAUUUUCAUAGCACUUUUUUUUUCUCAUGCCGCGCAUGAUUGGCUAAGCCACGCCCUCCAAGAAUGUUGUGCAUCGUGUGAGAGUUCAAGGUCGUAACCCGUCUUCGAGAUGACUGUACUCGGGAUUUCCUGAAUUCUUAAAGGAUAAUCAGCACGCAGGCACUAAGAUGACGUCAGGAGGGUGGAGGACUACGUCACAUUGCAAGGAAGCUGCUGGGUGAGGCUCUGCAACAUUCUGACCUGGUGACCGCUCGGCUCGGUGCACCCCUGAUGGUGAGGUCACCACGUGACUAUAAACCAAGUCCGCGUGAUGACUUACUGCACGACAACCUGACUUUUCAAAUAAUCGUCUUUCCGACUCGAGCAGAGAAAUGUCAUUGGCGAUCCAGAUCCUUGAAAUAUGAUGACUAGGGAAAGCUUGAUGGAUAACGGUUUGGGCUGUGGUCCCCCUUUCACCUCUCCAAACUGUCUUUUCCGAAAUCUCGUACUUGUUUGACGUAAAUCUGCGAGGCAAAGCUCAGCGCUGUCGGAUCAUGUUAUAAAAGCAAUCAAUGAUGUCGGAAUAUUCUUGGUGCUAGUUUUUUUCUUAAAUACUUUAUUCUCUCUUUAUUCUCAAAGAAAUUUGGCUAAUAGCAGUCCAUGAAACUUCGGAUUCAUUUAUAUGUAGACAGUUAUUACUGCCUUGAACCUUCUGUUUCAUUUUCGGCUUAUGUUGAAGCCAGUUGCAAUCAGUGUCAUCGCAGUCUUUAGAUGUACCUUCUAGGACGCUGCUAACAUCUUAAAUCCUGCUGCUCACUGAUGACCAAUCGAUGGUCAGUAACGAUACCGGAGAGUAGACUAAAGAACAUAAGCCAACUACUUUGUAGGAAACAAGAUCUCCACACUCGCAGGACACCAGGAACCUCUACUUUCAACAGUCAAGCGACGAAAGAUGGUCAUCCUUGGUCACGUGACCAGGCACGACACCCUGUCAAAGACUAUCCUUCAAGGCAACUUAGAGGGCCACCUACAUUACUAAGGUCAAAGAAAGAACUGGUUUACAAAGGUCAAAGACUGGACUAGUCAUCCUGUACAGGACCUGCUGACUAUCGCCCACAAUAGGCAAGAGUGGGUGGACAUCAGUUGUCGCGUCCCUCCAUGUGUUCCUCCCAACGACAGGUGCCGGUCAAUGGACGACUAAAUGCGUCUAAAUUUUUCUGCAGCCCUCGGCUAGAAAAACCUGGCUUGGUCAAGGAUAAUAUCUCUCCUUGAUUUCAAUAUUAAUAAUCAAUAAUAAUUCGCAAAAUGAGUUUUGCCAUCCUAACAAGAGCAAAUCCAUCUUAUUGGUCAAGGUGGUGAUGACGAUAUUUGUCAUCUCAACGUGAGCUUUACAAUAUUUGUUGCCACAGCAACCAGUGGUAGUUAUUGCUAACUCGUGACUGUUGACAGUUUCAACUGUACAGUAAACAAUGGUUUACAGCCUUCAAUGAUUGCUGCUUAACCGCACCAUGUGCUUGAAUCGGAUCAGAACAGUAAAGGAUCGGCUUAUCUUUGUGCUUCAUCGUGUAAACAAAAUACUAAAACCUUUGUUUGCAGUUAAACACUUCUGUUAUUGUAAAUGCUGUGGUCAUUAUCAAGUUAGUUGCAAGCACACAACCUAAAUACUUUAAUACUUUUAACUACAAACAGUUUUACAUUUUCAGUUGAACGUUUAAUUAAGCUUGGUAGAAAAAAAUAAGUUUAAUUGCUUCUUGGUUAGUGCUCUUGUUAUAAAUUAUGUGAAAGUUGUGUUUUUCAGUUUUCAUUUAAUAUAGACGAUCUCACUGUAUGGAGGGAUUCUUUACUGACAUGUACAAUCUUUUUAUAUUUAUCUCUAUGUUUUUAAAUAUAUAUGCCUUUUUGAAUAUGUAUGUGGAUCAAAUUUAGUAACACACAUGCGCACACAACUAGAGAAAAAAGAAGAAUUUAAGGAUGUCUAAUUGUGAAUGAACGGAACACAAAAUGUUGAACAGACGAUUUUUAAGGAAGACACAGCACCGUACUAGUUCAGAAGAUUCGAAAGCUGCCCAGUCUUAGAGUUUUUUUUCUGUUUUUUUUUUUUUUUUUAGCUUUUUAUGAUAGCUUUUUAUUGCAAAACAAAAACUUUGCAAAAUGAUCAUUGGAAGCAAAUUCUUUGACAUUUACGAAACUAGUUUUCUAGGCGGCUGGAGGCAGUAGUCUAAAAAUGCUUUCUCAUUAUUCUCUUUAAACCACAUUUUUCCGCUUUCGAAACAUCUUGCACGGAUGCGUCUUCUUAAAUCAUCGUAAUUUGGAUUAUUUGGUAAAUGUGACUAAUUCACUGUAACAGAUCAUAAAAUGUGUUCGUGGCAGGUCCGUUUGAAAGAACGGUGAGCUGUCUGCAUGUUGUAGCAACCCUGAUUCUCAUUGAUAAGAUUUGUUUUCUUUUUCUGUAUCUUAAUGAAUAGCUUUCAUCUUCUGUUAUUUUCAUUGAGAUAAUCUUGAUUUCAGAUGAGUCAAGUUUGGUGCUUAGAAAUAAUUUUGCUUUUAAACGAUCCGAAAUGCUUUAAACUAAUGUGAAUGUAUAACUUGAAAUUUAAAAAAACUAUUUUUGCCUAUGUAUUCAAUUUUUGUUGAAAAAUAAUUCCCACAACCGAGAAAAGAUGAUGAUAAACAUCCACUAUUAGCACGUGAUCGCUAACACACAAACGUCUAAGCACGUGCACGCUCGUGCACAAAUGAGUUCGCGGUAGCUCAGUGGCUAGCACAAGGAGGCUGUGUUCACACAACUUCUCAACCGUUGCUUUGCACGUCAUCCAGAACCGUUAUGCUAAUAGUCACGUGUCUUUGUUCUCGACCUCCACAAGUCUAUAGAGUCGUUUAUGCUCACCAUCGCACGCAGACAUGCGCGCGCACCCUCCAGCAUCUUAAUCAAGCGAUGGUUGCUCGACGAGAAGCAAACUCCACUCCAGUUAUGCACGUGCAGGCUUCAGGCGCUUAGCUUUUCAAAAGAAAGACAAACAAGGACUGUUGAAACAUAAACUCGAAACACUGGUCCCUCUUUCCCACUCACAACACUCCUGCAGCAAUUCUUCCUCCUUCACGGGUGAGCUGCUCAAGCAGGGAGGAAGGGGGAGACACUACAGAGGCCCUCUCUAUUCUGUGCCAGAGUCUGGAAGAGUAAAGAACGGUCGUAGUCACGUGCUCCUCACAACAGAAGGUACCAGCCAAGGGAUGACUUUAAUAAGACCUACAGGACUGUCCCAUAUCUUGGACAUUUAGUCAAAGUUCUUCAGGUACAUAGACCCCCCGUCUCUCUCUCUCUGUCUGUCACACACACACAAACAAUCAAUCGAAAAAGAUUGGGAUUGUUUCCAAUGUUUUGCCUAUGCAUUCACAACAUCUGGGAUUGUACUAGUCGGGUAUAAUGAUACCAGAUGGCGCGUGCGAUAGAGCAUGCAACGUUUGUUGUAACACCCUGUCCACGGAAUGUAAUCUGUCGCAGCUGUCGCUGGUGUCCGUUGCUGCAUUGAUGCAGGUCGUUCCCAGUGUCAGUGAGUGACAUCUGUUAUUACAAAUAAAUUUCAUGUUAAUCACA